AUGAAACUCAAUAUCUCAUAUCCGGCGACCGGAUGUCAGAAACUACUGGACAUCGAUGACGAGAAGAAGGUCCGUAUCUUUUACGAUAAGCGUAUGGGACAGGAGGUGGAGGCGGACUCGUUGGGUGACGAGUGGGCCGGUUAUGUGGUCCGCAUCUCCGGCGGUAACGACAAGCAGGGCUUCCCUAUGAAACAGGGAGUACUGACCAAUGCUCGCGUCCGCCUAUUGCUGUCGGCCGGACACUCGUGCUAUCGCCCGCGCCGUACGGGUGAACGCAAACGCAAGUCUGUCAGAGGAUGUAUUGUCGACUCCAAUCUUAGUGUCUUGUCUUUGGUUGUCGUCCAGAAAGGCGAGAAAGAGAUCCCCGGCUUGACUGACAACACAAUUCCGCGUCGAUUGGGACCGAAGAGAGCCAACAAAAUCCGAAAGCUAUUUAAUUUAUCAAAAGAG
This is a messenger RNA of Medioppia subpectinata, 450 nucleotides long. The record is from the annotation of a GenBank genome assembly. Lineage: Eukaryota; Metazoa; Arthropoda; Arachnida; Sarcoptiformes; Oppiidae.